CUCCAUGCAGGCCUUCACUCGGGUCCUGUGGUGGGCGCCGUGGUGGGUUUUAAGAUGCCACAUUUCUGCUUGUGCGGGGACACCGUCAACACGGCCAGCCGCAUGGAGUCGAACUCCAAACCCAUGCGCAUUCACAUCAGCGAUUCCACGGCCGCCCUGCUGCGGGCCUCUGACGAGGGAUUCAAGCUGGAGCGGCGAGGAGUUAUCCAGAUCAAAGGCAAGGGUCCCAUGCUCACACACUGGCUGCUGACGGAA
Volvox carteri f. nagariensis is the source of this 255-nucleotide messenger RNA. It is a transcript of the gene cyc52, whose product is annotated as guanylyl and adenylyl cyclase family member. Gene Ontology annotation, molecular function: guanylate cyclase activity; peptide receptor activity. Gene Ontology annotation, biological process: cGMP biosynthetic process; intracellular signal transduction; receptor guanylyl cyclase signaling pathway. The record is from RefSeq and is a predicted model, not a curated record. Lineage: Eukaryota; Viridiplantae; Chlorophyta; Chlorophyceae; Chlamydomonadales; Volvocaceae. The annotation marks the transcript as partial. The transcript has a single exon.